This is a messenger RNA of Ctenopharyngodon idella (grass carp), 2184 nucleotides long. RefSeq names its product von Willebrand factor A domain-containing protein 1-like. NCBI's taxonomy places the organism in Eukaryota, Metazoa, Chordata, Actinopteri, Cypriniformes, Xenocyprididae. The coding region runs from base 347 to 1813 and encodes 488 amino acids. The transcript is spliced from 6 exons. Gene Ontology annotation, molecular function: protein binding. The record is from RefSeq and is a predicted model, not a curated record.
CAACCUAAAGUGGUUUUUAACCUAAAGUGUUUCUUAAUCAUUUUGGGAAUGUCUGGGCACGCAGUUUAAUGUUUACUUCUCCGUCACGCCCUGUCUGCAAUGAGAGCGACGGAACACGACAAAUAUAAAGGAAAGUGCGCGCGCUUUCAGUGUAGCUUCACAUCUUUAUUGAUUAUAACGCGUUGUGUCGCGUCGCACGCCUGCAGUAGACGCGCUGUCAGGAGUCGUGCCUAGACAUGGCAGAAGUGCCUUCAUCAGCCGCGGUGAGAGGGCGGGAACGCGCUCAUUUCUGAGGAGGGUUUAAACGGUUCGUGUCAACCUUCUUUAGUCUGAAGUCCUUUCUCAAAUGGACCCGCUCCGCUUCGUCAGGCUGCUGGCGCUGUGCGCGUGCCUGUGGCCAACCUGCACGCGCGGCUCAGUGUCGGACUGCUGCGAGGGAGACCUGCUGCUCCUGCUCGACUCCUCCGGAAGCAUCAAAUCCUACGAGUUUUUUCGGCUGCAGAAAUUCCUGUCGGAGCUUCUGCAGCCGUUUCUGCUGGGUCGAGGGCAGGUGAGGGUGGCGCUCGUGCAGGUAGGGACGGAGCCCAGACUCGAGUUCGGCCUGGACACCUACGACACCCAGAGCGGCCUGCAGGACGCGCUGUCGAGCAUGAAGCAGCUGUGUGGAGACACCAACACAGAGCAAGCACUGCAGUUGUUCCAGAGUUUGCUGAGUAACGAUUCUCACCCCGAAGCCCCGCCCAGAGUCCUCCUCUGGCUCACGGACGGGGUGGGGCUAGGAGCGAUAGACAGACCAAUGGCAGCGCUGCAGCGAAUGGGCGUGUCUGUACUGGCCCUUUCAAUGGGGAAUGGAAACUACCAACUGCUGAGGCGUGUGGUGACUCCACCCAUCGAGAAACACCUGUAUUUUGUGGACAUUGAUUACAUCAGCUCCGUCACUGAGGACCUGACGGAGGCUCUCAUAGAUCUGAUCCGCGCCGAGCGUCUGCAGGUGCGUGACCUUCGCUCCAGAAGUGCUGUUCUGCAGUGGCGGCCGGUGCUCAGCGGAGGUCUGGGAAACUACAGCCUUCACUACAAGCCCGACCCGUCAGACGGCACGGCAGCAUCCAUCAGCAUCGGCCCCGGCAGUAAUCUCACUCUUCCAGGCGACUUCAGCUGGGCCGAACUCACCAACCUGCAGCCCGACACCAGCUACACGGCCUGGCUCGUUCCCGAGAACAACAUUCGCUACAUGAAAACGCUCAGCGUGAGCUUCAGGACCCUGCCCGAGCGGUUCGGUCCGGCGACCGUGAUGGUGUCGGAUUCGGGUCCGGAUGGCUUGCGUGUGAGCUGGAGUCCGGUCCAGCCUGAGCAGGUCCAGCAGUACCGCGUGGAGUACGGAGAGAUUCCCAUCGGUCCGGUCCGGAAUGUGACCCUGCCCUCCUACCAGAGCUCCGCCCUCCUCACUCAGCUCCUCCCAGACACUGAGUACCUGAUCACCGUCACUGCGCUGCACUCCUCCGGCCAGCAGAGGGCGAUGUCUGUCCGAGGCUGCACACGAGAAGAUCUCCCGCCGCUCGCUGACCUGAAGUUGACCCCUGUGGGGCGGGGCUCGGUGCAGGUUGAUUGGCAGGGACAGGGGGCGGGGCUUCUGGGCUACUGGGUGAGCUGGAAGAGAGAAGAUCAGCCUUCGUCCUCCUCUUCCUCGCUGUUCCUGCCGCCACACUCACUGUCCACACGGCUGACGGAGCUGGGCCGCGGCAGCCGCGUGUGUGUGUCGCCGGUGUACCUCAGCGCGCGCGGGGAGGGGCUCUGCUGCACGGCGCACGCUUAAACUGACCCGAGCUCAGUGUUUAAAGAACUUUCAGAACAGGGUUUCUCUGACAACUGCACAGGAAGUGGAUUCCAAACUGAACUGACUGUCCUUACGCAGCUGAAACUGUUCCUCUGGCUAACAAAAAUAAUAAUUCAAAUAAGUGUAAGAAAUUCAUGAUUGACCUCAUGCAGUCACAUCCUGACACCUGAAAGCUGAUUACACAAUGUGUUUCUGUGUUAGAUCUGUGUGUUGUGAGUCAUAGUUUAUGUGUGUUUACUGCCACCUAGCGAGCGUAAAACAACAUCAUCACACUGAACUUUCCCGCUGGAUUGAUUAUGACGGAGAUGAACUGCAAUAUUAGAACUGCAAAUAAAGAACCUUUUAAAUCA